Gregarina niphandrodes is the source of this 1109-nucleotide messenger RNA. RefSeq lists its product as hypothetical. NCBI's taxonomy places the organism in Eukaryota, Apicomplexa, Conoidasida, Eugregarinorida, Gregarinidae. The annotation marks the transcript as partial. The record is from RefSeq and is a predicted model, not a curated record. The transcript has 2 exons.
AUGCUGGUGAAGGCGAGUGACAUAAAGGCGGUGCCGGUGGGUCGUUAUGUAUGCCUGGCAGCUUUGGAACAGCGUGCCAUCGUGGAGCGUGUAUCUCCUUCGUUGUUCAUUUCGUUUCUACGAAGUUUGCCUGGGUCAAGUAAGAUUGUGUUGGAUUGUCGUGCGCGGGAGCACGUGGCGAACGGUGCAUACCUUCCGUUGGUACACCGGUUCGGUGGUGUGGUGAUGGCGGACCGGAUCCCACCUCAUCAACGUUGCGAUGAGGCGACACGUGGUCGAGUAAAGGAUUGGAUUUUCACUACGUGCAAUCUGAAGCAUGUAUUUGUAAUGGAUACGUACACUUGCAAGCAGUCAUUGCAGGGUAACAAUAUGCUCACACGUGUGGUGAAAUAUCUUGGACUGAGUGGCGCCAAACCGGUUCGUGUUUGCAUACUGGAUUGUGGCCUCCAUGUCCUUCAGGUCCAGAAGUAUCCAAUAGCACUCCUUAACUCCGAAGCGCCCAUUGCAGUUGCUCUCGCCGCCAAGCCCGGCACUUGCGACGGACUCUACGUCUUCCAUCAAGAAUACCUCAAGGUACACGGACUACUCGGCAGAACCGUCAGGGAACUCGACGUACGCUAUGUACUCAACCUCACCAGAGCACCUGCCCAACUCAAAGGCGUCAAAGAACUAGGCAACCACCUACCUUUCAAAGACGCCAAACAGUGCGCCGCCUUCUAUGGUGAAGCACUGGCAUACCUCGUACAAAUACCCGCCGGCCAAAACGUAUUAGUGAUCGAUACGCACACAAACAAGAUCUCAAGCGAACUCUUGGUCAUGCUAUUGAUCCUUGGAGCCAAUUACACCUACGAGGAUGCCGUCAACAUCACCAGGCAGAGGCUCACCUGCCCCGAACUCGACAGCGCCGCUAGAGCUGCCUUUAUGCUGAUGGCUGAAUCCCAGGGAUCCAUCGAAACCAGACUCGCCGCCGGUGUCGAACAAUUCAACGCAAGAUUCGACAGCGAAUAUCAACUCAAGUCUACCCAGCAACUCACAGCUGUUGAGAAGUGGAAUAUCAUCGCCAAACUAUUGGAAGGCAAACCUCUCGCCAGCUAUCAACCGGUCAUGCA